UUCCAAACUGCAUACUCCCUACUGCACAGUAUGCUGAAAUACUACCGCACUCUACAGGGUUCUUACUGUGUAGUAGAGUAGUGCGCGGAGAGAGCUUGGCAUUUCGCCCACGACUCCGUGUCUCUUGUGCUCUCUACAUUAACCCCGUUUCAUAGGACUGGUCUGUGUUAUUUCCAGUGUUCGUGACUGUUUCAGUCUGAAUUGAAAGAUUGUUCUCUGUAGGUACGCGUGGGUUUUUCAUGCAAGCUUUUCCUAGGAGAGCAAGGACCAUUGUUUGGAUCAUUGUUUGAAUAUCGAGACCUCUACCAAAAAAACCCCUUCCAAAAACAUGGAUAAUGGAGAGAAGGAAAGCAGGUCUGAUGGAGAAUGCGAAUCUGCUGAAGAGGAAGAAGUGGAUCCCCGGGUUCAGGGGGAACUGGAGAAGCUGAACCAGUCCACAGAUGACAUCAACCGAUGUGAGACAGAACUGGAGGAUGCAAGGCAAAGGUUUCGCUCUGUACUAAUUGAGGCCACUUUAAAAUUGGACGAGCUGCUAAAGAAGAUCGGAAAGGCCGUAGAAGACUCGAAACCAUACUGGGAGGCACGGCGUGUGGCACGGCAGGCUCAGCUUGAGGCCCAGAGAACAACUCAAGACUUCCAGAGAGCCACUGAAGUGCUUAGUGCUGCCAAAGAGACCAUCGCACUGGCCGAACAGAGGCUGCUGGAGGAAGACAAGCGCCACUUUGACUCAGCCUGGCAGGAGAUGCUAAACCAUGCCACUCAGAAGGUGAUGGAUGCGGAACAGACCAAGAGCCACAGCGAGCUGCUGCAUAAAGAGACAGCAACCAGAUACAAUGCAGCCAUGAGCCAUAUGAAGCAGCUGGAGAAGAAACUCAAACGCACCAUCAGCAAGUCCAAGCCUUAUUUUGAACUGAAGGCAAAGUACUACUUACAGCUAGAGCAACUGAAAACGAAUGUGGACGACCUGCAGACCAAGUUGACCCACUCAAAAGGAGAAUAUAAGACGGCCCUGAAAAACCUAGAGAUGAUCUCAGACGAGAUCCAUGAGCGCCGGCGCUCCUUAGCCAUUGGCUUACGGGAGAGAGGAGUGGGGUCAGAAGGUGAUGGGGUUACUGGAGAUGACAUCACUAACUUCAAAAUGGAGUCCGAUGGCAUUUCCAUGACAUCAGAGACGUUUGAGGACGAGAACAGCGCCAUGUCUGAGGAGGAUUCAGAAACACGGUCCACGUGUAGCAUGAACUCUGGAGGCAACUGUCCUUUACAGCUGCAAUGCUCAUUUGCCUCUUCCUCAUCACCAUCAUUCACAUCAUCCUCCUCCUCCUCCUCUCCCUCUCCCUCAUCUCGACCAUGUAGUCUGGAACUGCCCAGCACCAUCUCUCUAUCAGACUUUGGCCUGAUUUCACCAAUCCUUGGACCUCGAAGUGAAUGCAGUGGAGCAUCCUCACCUGAGUGUGACAUGGAAAGAGGUGACCGAGCUGAAGGAGCGGAGGACGAGUUGAACAACGCUCUCAAUAACAACGGCAUUGGCAUUCGCAGCAUUAAGAACCGCUUUAAUUUCCUGUCUCUGAAACGUGGGCAGAUGGACAACACCAAAUCCACAGAGCAUAAACCAUUGAGUAUCGCCUAGUAGCUUUGCCAGCACUACACCAGAGCUUAAUGGGUGCAGAUUUAGUUGCAAUUACCCAGUCACACUCACGCAUGUGAAAGAUGGAAGCAGCUGUCCAUCCUAUUAGUCAGCACCAAUCUUCUUGCCUGGGAUAUUCUGGACCUUCUUUACAAAAGAUUUAUUCUUUGAAAGAGUUAUAGAAAUGUGUGCAUUAAAGAAAAUGGGGAAGAAAUUUUAAAAGCACAUUGAAGAUCAUUUGAUUACAAAAAAAAAAAAGGGGGCUAAGAAGUCCCAUUCCUCACAUUGUAGCAGAUCAUGGAUGUCUCUCUUCUGAGUUGUUCAUAUAAAUAAUGCUAUCAAAACUCUGGUUUUGGUCACAGAGCACUGCAGAGACUUCACUAAGAUGAUGUAAAGAAGAAGUUAAAGAAGCACUUCCAGUUUCAAACUGGUAUUUAAUUGGCAGCUUCUGUAGUGCAAUAAUGGUGCGUGUUGGAUCGCUUUUCUUCACAUGACCUUCAUUUAACUGUUUCUCCAUUUCCACUUUAACAUCUGCAUUUCAGCAGCAACAUGAACAUUAUAGAUGGAAUGUGCAUGCUGCCAUAUCUGUGUCUUUGUUAAAGAUGGACAAUCACCAUUUUCAGUGAAAAAGCAAUUGAUGAUAAUGCAGCGUAUUAUUUGCAGCUAUUGUUUGUAGAUCUUUGUAAGUCAGGGAUAGCCAAGUUUUUCACUGUUGUUUAAAUGUAAUCAUUAGGAUUUGGCUAGAUGCCAAGAAGUCUAUGUGAAUAAUUGAGUUCCUGCAAUAUUCUAGCUGCUGCUACUGCUAGAUAUAGAGGCACAAAGCACAGCUUCGGUCUAGUCAGUAGAUAAUGUGGGCUUUGUUUCCCACCCACCCUUGUUUGUUUUAACUGUUUUGUGUAUUUUUAUGUAUAGUAGAACUAGAUUUCUCAUCAUUAAGCUGUGAUUUUAUAUCUUUGUUAUUUUGGUCCUGUCUUGGUUUCGAAAUAGCUUGUGUAGUUGUUUUCUGGCUUAAAAUAAAGUAAUAUUCUGAUCGUUGUA
Silurus meridionalis is the source of this 2662-nucleotide messenger RNA. It is a transcript of the gene sh3bp5b, whose product is annotated as SH3-domain binding protein 5b (BTK-associated). Gene Ontology annotation, molecular function: protein kinase inhibitor activity. The coding region runs from base 329 to 1627 and encodes 432 amino acids. NCBI's taxonomy places the organism in Eukaryota, Metazoa, Chordata, Actinopteri, Siluriformes, Siluridae. Gene Ontology annotation, cellular component: cytoplasm. The transcript is spliced from 9 exons. Gene Ontology annotation, biological process: negative regulation of protein tyrosine kinase activity; intracellular signal transduction. The record is from RefSeq and is a predicted model, not a curated record.